Molecule: messenger RNA, 645 nt
Organism: Triticum aestivum (bread wheat)
Lineage: Eukaryota; Viridiplantae; Streptophyta; Magnoliopsida; Poales; Poaceae
Exons: 3
Coding region: 1-636 (211 amino acids)
Source: RefSeq, a predicted model, not a curated record
AUGGCGGACACGACGAUGAAGAGCGCGGCGGGUAGCGGCAUCAGAUGCUGCUAUGAAGCGCACGACGAUGUCGCGCAUGCUGCGCGCAGCCUCUUCUACGAACUGGACAACCCAACCCACCUCACAUCAUCUCCCUUCUCGCUACAGGAGCAGAGGGGAAUCGUGGCGUCCAUCCGCCGGCGAUGGUCGUGCGUGGCGGCCAUCCACGCCCACCUGGCCGCCUACAAAACCUCCCCCCGCGACCCCCUCGGCCGAACCCUAGCGCCUCCCCACUUCCCCUCCCCUCGCGCCGCUUCGCUCUCUCCCGAACACAACCGCCGCCAUGCGCCGCUCGAUCCCGCGGCCACCGGCGCCCCUACGCCCGAGAACCUUGCCUGGGAGGCGUGCCGGCCGUCGCCUCUUCUUCCUCAACCAUUGGUUAAAGCCGGGGCGAUCUACAGCGAAGGAAUCGGGUCCUUCUUCGUCCUCGGCCGCGGCUUCUUCCCCGACGAACCCCGGCGCCGUCGGUCCUCCUCGAGCCCGCUGCCCUCCCCUACUGAACCACAGUUGAUGCAACCAGAUGUCGGAGCCCAGGAGCCAGAUGCCACCGCGAUGCUUACUACUACGUGGAGGCCGCCGACGACUAGGAGUAGUUAGGAGGCUCCC